This is a messenger RNA of Odobenus rosmarus divergens (Pacific walrus), 1493 nucleotides long. RefSeq names its product cysteine conjugate-beta lyase, cytoplasmic (gene KYAT1). NCBI's taxonomy places the organism in Eukaryota, Metazoa, Chordata, Mammalia, Carnivora, Odobenidae. Gene Ontology annotation, cellular component: mitochondrion; cytoplasm. The transcript is spliced from 13 exons. Bases 111 to 1487 code for a protein of 458 amino acids. Gene Ontology annotation, biological process: biosynthetic process. Gene Ontology annotation, molecular function: L-kynurenine:2-oxoglutarate transaminase activity; pyridoxal phosphate binding. The record is from RefSeq and is a predicted model, not a curated record.
GUGUGGGGGACCCACGCCCUGGCCUCGGAGCCAUUUUUUGGCCAGAACGUUCUCCUCCCUCUCCUCUGCCCUGGAGGAGAAGUCACCAGUGUCCCAAGGCUCUGGGAGGCAUGUUCAGGAAUGUGACAGCCAUCCAUUUGCACCUGGCCGGGGUCUUCCAGAGAAAGAAGGCUGGAACUUCUCUCGCUCGGUGCUUGCACCAGACUUUCGCCAUGGCCAAGCGGCUGCCGGCUCGCAGGCUGGACGGGAUUGACCACAACCCAUGGGUGGAGUUUGGCAAAAUGGCCAGUGAGUAUGAUGUCGUAAACUUGGGCCAAGGCUUCCCUGACUUCCCACCCCCAGACUUCGCAGUUCAAGCCUUUCAGCUCGCCCUCAGCAGUGACUUCAUGCUCAACCAGUACACCAAGGCAUUUGGUUACCCACCCCUGACAAAGAUCCUGGCAAGUUUCUUUGGGAAGCUGCUGGAACAGGAGAUAGACCCACUCAAGAACGUGCUGGUGACUGUGGGUGCCUAUGGGGCCCUGUUCACAGCCUUCCAGGCCCUGGUGGAUGAAGGAGAUGAGGUCAUCAUCAUAGAGCCCUUUUUUGACUGUUAUGAACCCAUGACAUUGAUGGCAGGGGGUCACCCUGUGUUUGUGACCCUGAAGCCGAGCCCUACCGAGGAUGGGGAACUGGAUUCCGCCAGUAACUGGCAGCUGGACCCCGCAGAGCUGGCCAGCAAGUUUACCUCUCGUACCAAAGCCCUAAUCCUCAACACACCCAACAACCCCUUGGGAAAGGUGUUCUCCAAGGCAGAACUGGAGCUGGUGGCCAGCCUGUGCCAGCAGCAUGACGUGAUCUGCAUCAGUGACGAGGUCUACCAGUGGCUGGUCUAUGACGGGCACCAGCAUGUCAGCAUUGCCAGCCUCCCUGGCAUGUGGGAACGCACCCUGACCAUUGGCAGCGCUGGCAAGAGCUUCAGUGCCACUGGCUGGAAGGUGGGCUGGGCCCUGGGCCCGGACAGUCUCAUGAAGCACCUGCGCACCGUGCACCAGAACACUGUCUAUCACUGUCCCACGCAGGGCCAGGCCGCGGUGGCCCAGAGCUUCCAGCACGAGCAACUGCACUUUGGCCAACCUAGCAGCUACUUUGUGCAGCUUCCCCAAGCCAUGUGGCGCUCCCGGGACCACAUGGUUCGCAGCCUGCAGUCUGUGGGCCUGAGGCCCGUGGUCCCCCAGGGCAGCUACUUCCUCAUCGCAGACAUCUCAGACUUCAAGAGCAAGAUGCCCGACUUGCCAGGUGAUGUGGAUGAGCCCUACGACAGACGCUUCGUCAAGUGGAUGAUCAGGAACAAGGGCUUGGCGGCCAUCCCGGUCUCCGUCUUCUACAGCAAGCCACAUCAGAAGCACUUUGACCACUAUAUCCGCUUCUGUUUUGUGAAGGAUGAGUCCACGCUCCAGGCCCUGGACGAGAAGCUGCAGAAAUGGAAGGAUGAACUCAGGCCCUGACGCCGC